AUGGCUGUGCUCGCUGCAUCACGCUCAAAUGUCCACUCUCCAAUACCAACUCCUUCAGAUGAUCUUGCGGACUCAGAAAUCGAAGCUGAUGAUCAAGCACCUGCGAAUGGAGGAGACUUUUUUGGUACUUACGAGGAAGAUGAAAUCCAAUGGCCCGGUGACAUGGAAUGGUAUGCUAACAGCAGUGAGAAUAGUGACAGCUCGGACUCCGAGGAUGAUGUCGUACCUGGCCUCGAUGAUGCCGAAUGGGAACCCCUCGUAACUGGAAGGGAUUUAGAGGACCAACUCGGAACUGCCGAAGAAGACAGCACAGAGAUGAAUAGCCACAAUCGUGAUUUGCAUGCAAUCACUAUUGUGCAAUACCCUGAUGCUCGAGCAGGGCACCCCAUUCCGCAAGCUGACAUAUGCAAUGCAAACGCUGCAUACGCUACUGUUAUCAAUGACACUGCAAAUCCAUAUGCCCCCUUCGCCUCUCGAGUGGAUUGGGAAAUUGCACGAUGGGCUAAAUUACGUGGCCCAACUUCAACCGCAUUUUCGGACUUGCUUGGUAUCAGUGAAGUCCAUGAAAAGCUUGGUCUUUCUUACAAGAACUCAAGGGAAUUAAAUAAGAUCAUCGACAAGCAGCUUCCUGGUCGCCCAAAGUUCAGGCGUGAACAAAUUGUCGUCGCAGGCGAGGCUUUCGACGUUUUUUAUAGGGACGUUAUCGAAUGUGUUAAGGCUCUGUAUGGUGACCCAGAUUUUGCCGAUUUUCUAAUCUUUGCACCGGAACGCCACUAUGCAGAUGAGGAACAAACUGUCCGAUUAUUCCAUGAUAUGCAUACUGGUAAAUGGUGGUGGGAUACUCAGAAAAAGCUUGAUCAGCGCAAACCGGGUGCUACCAUCAUUCCAAUUAUUAUUUCGAGUGACAAGACUCAAGUAACAAUGUUCCGAAAUAAAACGGCUUACCCAGUCUACCUUACUAUUGGCAACAUUCCAAAGGAAAUCCGCCGAAAGCCAUCUCGCCAUGCCCAUAUUCUUCUCGCUUAUCUUCCUACUACCCGUCUCGAGCACAUCACCAACCAGGCUUCACGACGCCGAACCAUUGCAAAUCUGUAUCAUGCCUGCAUGGGCCGUGUCUUAGCACCACUGGAGGAAGCUGGCUUAGAUGGUAUUGUCAUGAAGAGUGGCAAUGGUAUCCUGCGUCGCAGUCAUCCCUUAUUUGCUUGCUUCGUUGGUGACUAUCCUGAGCAAGUCUUGGUUACAGGAGUCAAAACCACGGAAUGUCCCAAAUGUGACAUACCACCAGCCGAACUCGGAAGCAAUGCCGCACCUUUCGAGAUGCGCAACCUUGACGCUGUCCUCAAUGCAUUGGCUGCGAUUGAUAACGGAGAUCUCGCAUUUGUACAUGCAUGCCGCGAAGCCGGAAUCAAGCCCAUUAUACAUCCGUUCUGGGAGCCCCUACCCUAUACCAACAUCUUCCAAGCCGUUACACCAGAUGGUCUUAUCAAGCAUCUCCUUGGUUGGCUGGCCGAGGCAUUCGGAGCAGCUGAGAUUGAUGGAAGAUGUCGAAGGCUCCCCCCAAAUCACCAUAUCCGUCUAUUUAUGAAAGGUAUCACUAGCCUCUCACAAAUCAGUGGUACGGAGCAUAGUCAGAUAUGCCGUUUUCUACUUGGGAUCAUCAUCGACAUCCGACUCCCCAACCGUCUUGCCCCAAGCCGUCUACUUGACUUCCUCUCCGAAACAUUGACUCUCCUCACAGAAGCUCUCGAUCUUUUUCACAACAACAAGCAGAUCUUCGUCGACCUUGGAAUACGAAACAAUUUUAAUCUUCCAAAGCUCCAUGCAGGCCGCCACUAUAUGUCGAUGAUCCAGACUUUUGGCACAACUGACAAUUACAAUACAGAAUAUACUGAGCGCCUCCACAUCGACUUGGCCAAAGAUGCAUAUCGUGCAACAAACCACAAAGAUGAGUUUGUUCAAAUGACUCAGUGGCUUGAACGCAAAGAGAAGAUCGCUCGACAUGAGAGACAUGUCAUGUGGCGCCUCCACGGCAAUCCCAUUCGACACCAACCUCGUCCAGCAAACCUGUCUUUCGACCGGGUUCAAACAUUAACGAAGCAUCCUAGCAUGAAAGCUGUGCCAAUUCAGAAGUUAAUCACGGAGUAUGGGGCCACGUACUUCCGUGAGGCGCUUGCAAGAUAUGUUGCACAGCUGCAUCAUCCACACGAAGCCACCACUCGUCGCCGCCUCGAGGACCUUGCUGCUGCUAUCCACCUUCCAUUCCGCACACUUCCUGUGUAUCAUAUAAUCAAAUGGCGAUCUGAUGGUGCACAGGGACAUGGUGACCCAUGUGUCACAGUGGACAGCGCGCAUGUCAAACCUCGCCGCUACCGUGUGGGUCAGAUUCGCGUAAUAUUCUCAAUCCCGCAGAGUGCUGUUACAAUGAUGUUCCCUACCGCAAUCCAGCCUCCCAAACAUCUCGCCUAUGUAGAGUGGUUCACUCGGUUUCCUCCUACAGCUGAUUCGAACCAUGGAAUGUUCAAAAUCAGCCGCUUCGUGCAAUCGGGUGAGAGAGUUGCGAGCAUCAUACCCGUCACAAACAUCCACCGAAGUGUCCAUCUCAUUCCAAAGUUCGGACCUGUCGCACCUCGUCAAUGGACCAGUAGCGAAGUCCUCGAGCAAUGUGACACUUUUUAUGUUAAUUCUUACAUUGAUAGGCAUACAUUUGUGACGGUUAGAUAGCACAUUGUAACUUCAUUAAAGAAUGUUGAAGUUUAGCGAGAAAUCAUCAACCUUAUCUAUAGCUUGU
This is a messenger RNA of Suillus clintonianus, 2788 nucleotides long. RefSeq lists its product as uncharacterized. The coding region runs from base 1 to 2721 and encodes 906 amino acids. The record is from RefSeq and is a predicted model, not a curated record. NCBI's taxonomy places the organism in Eukaryota, Fungi, Basidiomycota, Agaricomycetes, Boletales, Suillaceae. The transcript has 8 exons.